AUGUCUUCGAAUCCUUCAAAUUACUUAUAUAAUUUGGCGCACGCGACGCUCUUCAACCCAGCCUUGGCCCAGUCGUACUCGUUUGAUUUCCAUGCAAAUACCACCCAUCCAAACCUUUCCAUCAACAAAACCUCACAAUGUCCCAUUUGCAAGAUUCCUUGGGUUCCCGGAUGGAAUGUCAGUGCGAGAAUCAAAUAUAUCAAAGUGUUGAAGAAAUCAAAAAAGUUCAGGGAACGGGUGUUGAUUUAUCACUGUUUAGCAUGCACACAACUGGUGAAAUUUGAUGGGUUGAUUCAAAAGAAACCAGAUACAGCUGAUGGCCAAUAUACAGGUAAAAUCAUCCCCGAAAAAGAGUGUGUUGAUGAUAAGAAGAAAAAAGAGAAUAUUGACGAUACAAAGACGAAUAAUACCAAUCUUCUGAAAGUUACGAAGAAUGGUGCUAAUGAUAGUAAGACGACAGCAAAGAAGAAAAAGAAAAAGAAGAUACAGUUACCAAAGAAGGCCCCUGUUCCAAAGAAAGAUUCUUUAUCAUUGUUCGACUUGAUGAAUGAUAAUAACUGA
Messenger RNA from Saccharomycopsis crataegensis, 561 nucleotides. RefSeq names its product ribonuclease P Rpr2/Rpp21/SNM1 subunit. Gene Ontology annotation, biological process: tRNA processing. The coding region runs from base 1 to 561 and encodes 186 amino acids. The record is from RefSeq and is a predicted model, not a curated record. Gene Ontology annotation, cellular component: nucleolar ribonuclease P complex. The transcript has a single exon. Lineage: Eukaryota; Fungi; Ascomycota; Saccharomycetes; Ascoideales; Saccharomycopsidaceae.